This is a messenger RNA of Phaeodactylum tricornutum CCAP 1055/1, 949 nucleotides long. RefSeq lists its product with no specific name. Gene Ontology annotation, molecular function: GTP binding; GTPase activity. The record is from RefSeq and is a predicted model, not a curated record. The coding region runs from base 260 to 949 and encodes 229 amino acids. The transcript has a single exon. NCBI's taxonomy places the organism in Eukaryota, Bacillariophyta, Bacillariophyceae, Surirellales, Neidiaceae.
ACCCAACGAGAGCAACCCAACAAACGAAACGAAAACGAUACGAUUACGGGUUUCUUCCUCCAAAGUACAGUCAAGGACGUUUGCCCUUUCACUCACUCAUUCGCUUUGCUUGCUUACUCAUUGACUAUCUGCAAUCUGCGAAUUGACUAGCGAACGCACGAAAAGAAGGAUUAGCGUACUAAGUCAAGUCCCCGUCUACUUCCGUGAGUGCAGUGCCUGCCGGUAGUCAGCUACACCUUUCUUUACACACAACGAGAGCAUGUCGAACCGAGCCACGGGAGGAGCCGGCAAACCGCCGCUGUACAAGAUUGUCAUGCUGGGCGAUUCGGGCGUAGGAAAGACGUCGCUCGUCGCGCGUCUAACGAAUCCGGAUCGACCGCUCAAUCACGACAUUUCGGCAACCAUGGGGAUUGAGUUCGAUACGCAAAUGCUGGACACGCCGCACGGAAAAGUCAAGGCCCAAAUCUGGGACACCGCGGGGCAAGAACGCUUCGCGCGGGUUCUCCUGCCUACCUACUUUCGUAAAGCCAAAGGGGUGAUCCUCGUGUACGAUAUCACCAACGCCAAGUCCUUCGAAUCGCUUGCGGAACGCUGGAUGGCGCAGUUGCAGGAUCACGCCUCUACCGAUGAUCUAGCCAAACUCCUCGUUGGCAAUAAGAGCGAUUUGGAAGCAUCGCGAGAAGUAUCACAGGAAAAGGCGCAACAAUUCUGUCAGGAAUACGGUAUGGAAAUGUUGGAAACGUCGGCUAAAUCCGGAGAAAACGUUCUCACUUCCUUCGAAAGAUUGAUUGGGAUUGUGCACGAUCGGGCUCUCACCUCGCAAAAGUCCCGAGGAGGCAUUGCAGGCCUGGGUGGUCCAUCCGGAGGAACAUCGUCGGCGACGCCAGCCACGGUGAACUUGGACGAAACCAAGGGUGCCAACACCGAUUCGGCAGCGUGCGGAUGUUAG